AUGGCGAAGGCGAAGAGGGGAGGAAGCCGCGGGACUGCGGCGAAUCCUCGCGGCUCUUCUGCUGGUAAAGGAGAUGCCAAAGAGGGCUACUCUGCGGCUGGAGAGGGGGCGUAUCUCUCUGAUGGUUCGGAUGACUUCCUUCCGCUAGACGGAGAAGGCAGGAACGACAACUCGAGUGAAGAUGAAAGCGCUAUGUUGCGUGAAAUGGGCCUUGAGGGGGCUGAAGAUGCGACCAGCGAAGAAGAAGAGGAAAGCGAUGACGACGCCGAAAGUAAUUCGCAGGAAUCCGGCUCAGACCAAGAGGAGGCUGACGAUGCAUCCUCAGACAGCAGCGGCGAAGAAGAAAGUAGGACUGCGUGGGGUCGCCGGGCGAAGGACUUUUACGGAGAUAGCAGCAGCGGUGAAAGCAGCGACGAUGAAGAGGAAAUGAAGGAAAAGAUGGCGGAGGCUGUGCGCGUGGCAGAGGUGGAGGACGUUGAGGGAAUGACAGAAGCGGAUUUCGGGGCAGACGCCCGAUCUAUUGAGGCCCUGCAGCAGCUGCUCGCCCUGCAACACAAGACGCUGGGCUUAAAGGAGCAGCAACAGCAAGCGCUGCAGCAAGGUGCUCAAGGCAAGGAGGGAACAGAGCAAGAAAUGCUGUGGAAAGCCAGACUAGAUGCGGAGGUGGAGGCGAUAUUAGAUGGCUUCUCUGCUUCAGCGGAGCACCAGCAGCAGCAGAAGCCGCAGGCGGUUGCUGCCGGGCUGGGUGAAGAGGAGUUGAAGCAAAUUGUUGCAACUGCACAUCCCGAGCUGCACGGGUUGCUAAAGGAACUCCAAGACGCCCUCAAGGAAAUAAACAACAAAGUGGAGCCACUCGUCGCUCUUGCAAAACGCAAAAACUUCCUCACGAAGGAGGGCGUUUCUCUGCUGGACGCGAAGAACCAACUGCUGCUUUCCUACUUGAGCUAUUUGAGUUACUACAUCGUGCUGAAGGCCCACGGGGUGCCGGUGGCGAGCCACCCGGUAGUAGAAAGACUCAUUGAAUCCCGGCUGCUGCUGCAGAAGCUGCGGCCCAUAGAGGCGGCCCUCAAGCCUCAGCUAGAGAGGCUUCUUGCCGACGGAGGUCUCCACGCCGGUGCAGCCGCGGCGCCGCGGGCCCGGCCUGACUCGUUUGCUGCAGUGGGGGAAUCCGAUGACGAGCAGCAGCAGGAUGGGAUGUUGUCGGGUGAGGAGGAGAGUACAGAGAGCGGCGGAUCAGGAGCUGAGGAGGACGCGAAAGGCAGCACACCAUACAAACCGCCUAAAAUGGUCUUAAUGGAAUACACCGGCGACAAAGUGUCUGCGCAGACACGCGCCUCUCGCGAACUGCAGCGGGCUGCGGAACGGCUGAAGAAGAGCGAGAUGGUUCGAGCGGUUAGGGAGAUGACGAGCGAUGCGCCAGAAGAAAUCGGGAUUGAACGGUUCCUAGCAGCGCAGGCGCACAGAGCUGCGGCGCGGGAGGCCGGGCUCCUGCAUGGGGGGGCUGGGGAGGAAGACGAAGAACAGUUUGAGCUCAUGCGUCGCUCACUUUCCAAAAAGGAAAGAAAAGCUCAAGCCGCACAGCGCGCGCAGUUUGAGAGGCGCGCUGCAGCUGCGGUGGGUUCAACCUUAGAGGAUUUGGCGGUGUUCUACGAACAGCCGCUGGUAGGGGAGGAGGACGGGGACGAUGAGUUGGGUUUGCGCUCAAAUAAGGGCAAAAGAAUGAAGGCAAGAGGUGUCCUCGGACACUACCUCAAUGCAGCCAAACAAGCAGCAGAAGAAGCAGCGAAAACGCACAAAGCACAGGCAGAGAAACUCAUCAUCGCAAGACAGCAGAACCUGCAGCAUCUGAGCAGACGCAAUACAAAAGAUAUCCACAAACAAAACCCAAGAAUGCCUGCGGGGGAGGAAAGUGAAGACGAAGAGUUUGCAGCGCUAGUGGAAGAAACGAAGAAGAGGAAAUCGGAGAGGAAGCAGCGAAUGCAGGAAAAGGCUGAAGUGCCCGUGCCCCACAUUGAUGAAGAAGUUGACGGACAGAGGCGCAUAACGCGAGAGAUGAAAACAAAUAGAGGACUGGUGCGAAAACGGAAGAAGUUCGAGGGAAAUGCGCGCGUGCACAACAGAAUGAAAUACCAACAGAAGACAAAAAAGCUGAAGUCACUUCGUCAGGAAAUGCGCCCUGUGGAGGACCGCAGCUACUCCGGGGAGGUGUCGGGCAUUCGUUCGAAUCUGAAACGAUCGAGGACGUUACAUUAA
Messenger RNA from Eimeria mitis, 2253 nucleotides. RefSeq lists its product as uncharacterized. Gene Ontology annotation, biological process: maturation of SSU-rRNA from tricistronic rRNA transcript (SSU-rRNA, 5.8S rRNA, LSU-rRNA). Bases 1 to 2253 code for a protein of 750 amino acids. The transcript is spliced from 10 exons. Lineage: Eukaryota; Apicomplexa; Conoidasida; Eucoccidiorida; Eimeriidae. Gene Ontology annotation, cellular component: small-subunit processome; nucleolus. The record is from RefSeq and is a predicted model, not a curated record.